Wasmannia auropunctata (little fire ant) is the source of this 1424-nucleotide messenger RNA. Its product is annotated as probable G-protein coupled receptor Mth-like 3. The record is from RefSeq and is a predicted model, not a curated record. The transcript has 3 exons. Lineage: Eukaryota; Metazoa; Arthropoda; Insecta; Hymenoptera; Formicidae. Bases 120 to 728 code for a protein of 202 amino acids.
GCAGAAAACUCAGUUUGCGCUCUGUAACCGAAAAGAAAAAGAAAAUAAAAAAGAAAUUCGUGAUAUAUUCUAUCUAUGCGUGGGGAAUUACUUUCAUUGUCAACGCUGUUACUGCCAUCAUGGAUGCUCCCGGUAUACCGAAGAAUUGGAUUCGACCGCGAAUGUGCACGAGAAAAUUUUGGAUUGGUGGAGAUAUUGCAUCUUCGGUGUAUUAUUAUGGACCCAUGGGUGCCGCUUAUUUUAGUAACAUUUUCUUAUUCGUCGCCACGGCACUAGCGAUUCUAUAUCAUAAUAAACAUACCGCCCAUCAGUUGAGAGAUUCAGAGAGUCGGCGCUACGAUAAGAAAAAGCGCAAGUUUACUAUGUACCUAAAGCUGCUCAUAGUGAUGGGACUAAGUUGGACUAUAAGUAUAAUAUUGUGGCUUGUCAAUAGUACUUAUACCGUACCGGAGAUACUCUGGAAUAUCAGCUUCUUGAUAAACAUUUAUCAAGGCGUCAUCAUUUUCAUCUUAUAUGUGUGCAAAAGGAAGACCUUGCGGUUGUUGCUUAAACGAUUCGGUUGGCAGACUCACGGUCCGUCUUUAAAUAUCAUUUCAUCGAGCAAUCAGUCUACAGCGUCCGAAAAUACAACCCACAUCCCAUCGGUAUCGGAAUCAGUGCAUAUGCAAAAUAUCAAUCUUUCUAUUAAUCAGGAGCCCAAUCAUUACGCAAAGUUUAAUGCAAAAUAAAGGAACAAAUUUAUUAUAUUUAUAAAUCAGUAGUUAAUCAGCAUCAUAAUUUAAUUCUCUAGUCAAGGAUUGAGCUUGCGUUAUUGUAUGUACCUCGCUCCUUGUUUGUACAGACACUCAUUAUGUACUCGUGGAAUAUUCCAAAAGUAAAGUUUACAUGUAAUUAUUAUAAAUUUCUACGUAUGCAUAUAAAUUCUACGGAUGCAUAUAAAUUACUGUUGAUGGAUUUUAUAUAUUAUAAUAAUAAAAAGAGUAACUUAAGUACGGUUUUCUGUGACUUUUCGUACAUACAUUAUUUUACAGCAUUCGUUUAUAGCCAUAGGAUUAUCUUGGAAUGUUAAAUUUACAUAAAAUCAGGUUUAUCAGAAUUUGUAGUAAGCUUGGCAUCGUUAAUGGCAUACUAGCAUGCGAAUAACCUGACAGGAAUGCGGCGUAUUGUGAUUCAUAGCGCACAAUCGAAAAUAUUUGUCCUUACGAGAUUUUCGACGAGUGUUAUCAAACAGUCGAGACGGAUCAGCCAGCUGAUUACUAUUAUUUCGACGAUCGUCUUAGCUUACGGAACGCAACUUAUAAUUUAAAGAGACUUUGUGAGACUUUAAUAAAUAUACAUAUACGUACAUUCGAAAUAUAUGUAGAUUUUAAUUAAUUAACUGAAUAAAAUGACUAGGCUUUAUAAGGCCGGUUUUUAAUCUUUAA